UGCAAAUCUGUCCCUGCCCGGCGGGCGUUCACAGCACUGCCACCAUCUCGGCCACCUGGCAGGUGUCAUGUGCACUGCAGACCCCUCCAUCCAAGGAGGACAGAGAGCCCCCUCCCCAUCCCUCCAAUCCCCACCCUCACCCUGGUCCCCGGCCUGGACACAGCAUUCCACCCAUCCUGGGUCCCUCCCGACUGCUGCUCUGUUUCCCCCCGUGUGCUGAUUCCCAUCAGGUUCAUGAAAUAGGUGCAUGGCAGGAGUGGGGAGUGGUGCCCCCCAAGGUUGCCCGGGGAUGGAGGGAACAGGAGGGGGUGUGAAUUCUUCCCCAUGCGGAUCCUUGCAGGGGCCACACCACAGGGGAGCAUGGAGCUACUGUCCACCCCCCACAGCAUCGAGAUCAAUAACAUCACCUGUGACUCAUUCCGCAUCUCCUGGGCCAUGGGUGACAGUGACCUGGAGCGGGUCACCCACUACUUCAUCGAUCUCAACAAGAAGGAGAAUAAGAACUCCAACAAGUUCAAGCACCGGGAUGUGCCCACCAAGCUGGUGGCCAAAGCAGUGCCGCUGCCCAUGACGGUGAGGGGCCACUGGUUCCUGAGCCCACGCACAGAGUACAGCGUGGCGGUGCAGACAGCCGUGAAGCAGAGUGAUGGCGAGUACCUGGUGUCAGGCUGGAGCGAGACCGUGGAGUUCUGCACAGGAGACUAUGCCAAGGAGCACCUGGCCCAGCUCCAGGAGAAGGCGGAGCAGAUCGCUGGCCGCAUGCUGCGCUUCGCUGUCUUCUACCGCAACCACCACAAGGAAUACUUCCAGCACGCCAGGACCCACUGCGGGAACAUGUUGCAGCCCUACCUGAAGGACAACAGCGGUAGCCAUGGCUCUCCGACCAGCGGCAUGCUCCACGGCGUCUUCUUCAGCUGCAACACCGAAUUCAACACCGGGCAGCCUCCGCAGGACUCCCCCUACGGCCGCUGGCGCUUCCAGAUCCCCGCCCAGCGCCUCUUUAACCCCAGCACAAACCUCUACUUCGCGGACUUUUACUGCAUGUACACGGCCUACCACUAUGCCAUCCUUGUGCUGGCGCCCAAGGGCUCCCUGGGCGACCGCUUCUGCCGUGACCGCCUGCCCCUCCUGGACAUUGCCUGCAACAAGUUCCUGACCUGCAGCGUGGAGGAUGGGGAGCUGGUCUUCCGCCAUGCCCAGGACCUCAUCCUGGAGAUCAUCUACACGGAGCCUGUCGACCUGUCUCUGGGCACCCUGGGCGAGAUCAGCGGGCACCAGCUCAUGAGCCUGUCCACAGCCGAUGCCAAGAAAGACCCCAGCUGCAAGACGUGCAACAUCAGCGUGGGCCGCUAGGGGUGCCCCGCCGCCACCACCGCCCACUCCGGGUUCGGCUGGGGGCGCUGGGGAGAGAAGGCUGGCAGGCAGCAGGCAGAUGGCUAGCAGACUUUCAGAGAAUUGGCUUUCUCUCCUCUGCCCCCCUCCUCCCCGCCAGCCCAUUCCCUCCAUUCCACCCCAUCUGCCCCUCUACCACCUCCUGGCAUCCCACGCAACAGGUGGUGGUCAGCAGGGCCCACCCCUCAGGCUCAGUGGACUUUGGGAGGCUUCUUAGCCUCGGCAGGCAGGGUUUCCGGAACAUUCCCCCUUCCUCUGGGUACCCCAUCCUGCACUUCCCAAACCUGGGAAGCAUCUCUGGGCCAAAAGCCACGCACGCACGCACGCACGCACACACGCACCUGGCACGUGAAGCUGGACUGCUCCCCGGGAGAUGCAGAGAGCUGUGGGACGUGCCCUUCUUCAGCCCCUCCCCACUCAGGUCCACCCCAGAAUGACCCCUCCCACUGAGCUGGGCUGCCCCUUCCUUCCAUAUAAAUAGUCUUGUGCCCCCUUGACUUGCUGCAUGGGAGAGCUGCCCCGCCCUCCUACCCCUGCCCACAUGAACGCUCCUCCUGCGCUUUAGAAAGAAACCCUCCCUCCCUCGGCUCUGGGGGUUCCGAGCUGUUGGGACUUCCACCCCCUCCCCCACUU
Ochotona princeps (American pika) is the source of this 2025-nucleotide messenger RNA. RefSeq names its product phytanoyl-CoA 2-hydroxylase interacting protein (gene PHYHIP). NCBI's taxonomy places the organism in Eukaryota, Metazoa, Chordata, Mammalia, Lagomorpha, Ochotonidae. The transcript is spliced from 4 exons. Gene Ontology annotation, molecular function: protein binding. Gene Ontology annotation, cellular component: cytoplasm. The record is from RefSeq and is a predicted model, not a curated record. The coding region runs from base 325 to 1353 and encodes 342 amino acids.